GGAACACCGAAUAAACGCACCGUACUAACAAAAAUAGCCCUAAUGGAGUAUCCCCAUGAACUCAUCGGAAACCAAUCGCUGACGGUGCUUUGCGAGCUCUGAUCGCACCGUACGAGCCACAAGUCUAGGGUUUUGAAUUUCGAUUGAAGUCAGUGGAUAUGCGGCUCACCCUCGAAUUCGGUGGGGGUUUAGAACUUCUUUGUGAUUCCGUAAAGAUACAUAAUGUGAACGUUGCUUCACAAAAUGGGAUUGAGAAGCUAACCAUGAAAGAUUUGCUCUGUUGGGUCCGUACCAAUUUGAUAAAGGAGAGGCCUGAAAUGUUCAUGAAGGGAGAUUCUGUGAGGCCUGGUGUUCUAGUCCUCAUUAAUGAUUGUGACUGGGAGCUGAGUGGCCAACUUGAUACAACUCUGGAAGAGAAGGAUGUGGUUGUCUUUAUUUCUACCUUGCAUGGUGGAUAAUACCUAAACGGUUGGUGUAUCUAAGAGGGUUGUUUAGGUUGUGUUGCUGGUGAGAGUUAAAAAAAAUGUUUGGAUUUGCAUGUAAUUCUCCUGAAUGUAAUAAAGAAAAUUGAAAGUAACCAUAAGUAUUUACAAUUUCUCACUCAA
Molecule: messenger RNA, 605 nt
Organism: Tripterygium wilfordii
Lineage: Eukaryota; Viridiplantae; Streptophyta; Magnoliopsida; Celastrales; Celastraceae
Product: ubiquitin-related modifier 1 homolog 2-like
Exons: 5
Coding region: 159-458 (99 amino acids)
Biological process (GO): tRNA thio-modification; protein urmylation
Cellular component (GO): cytoplasm; nucleus
Molecular function (GO): protein tag activity
Source: RefSeq, a predicted model, not a curated record